Messenger RNA from Syzygium oleosum, 691 nucleotides. RefSeq names its product auxin-repressed 12.5 kDa protein-like. The transcript has 3 exons. The record is from RefSeq and is a predicted model, not a curated record. Lineage: Eukaryota; Viridiplantae; Streptophyta; Magnoliopsida; Myrtales; Myrtaceae. The coding region runs from base 58 to 426 and encodes 122 amino acids.
CCUGAUGAAGCCACUUCAAAGUUACGCAGUUCGAGAUCGAGGGAGAGCGAGAGAGAUAUGGUUCUUCUGGAGAAGCUAUGGGACGAUGUUGUGGCCGGGCCACAGCCCGACCGCGGCCUCGGCCGGCUGCGCAAGCUCGCCACCAGCAAGCCUCUCGUCGUCGCAGAUGUCGGGGAAGGUGGCGAGAGCAGCGCCGGAGGGAAGUACCAGAGGUCGGUGUCGAUGCCGACGACGCCGGCGACGCCCAAGACGCCGACGACCCCGGUGUCGGCCCGCAGGGAGAACGUGUGGAGGAGCGUGUUCCACCCGGGGAGCAACCUAGCCACCAAGAAGAUCGGCGGCGAGUACUUCGACAAGCCCCAGCCGAACUCCCCCACCGUCUACGACUGGCUAUACAGUGGUGAGACCAGGAGCCAGCAUCGCUGAGGUGAGGGAGCGGUGGAGAUCGGCCCCGAGGCCAAGGCCGAGGCCCGGCGGACCGGCCAUGUACAUAUGCGGUGCCCCCCUACUUUGCUCUGUUUUCAGCAUAGCCUAAAAGCUUUGCUGCUAGUAUUGUAUGUCUUGAUGAGUGAGAGAGACUGAGAAGAGUGCUAAGACUGGUGUUGCAGUGAAGGGUAUGGCAGGCUUGUGCGAAGUAAUAAAGCAUUGUGAUGACUUAUGGUAUUUUGAAUAUACGAGUAGUAGUAAGAAA